Dothidotthia symphoricarpi CBS 119687 is the source of this 1505-nucleotide messenger RNA. RefSeq lists its product as uncharacterized. Bases 33 to 1241 code for a protein of 402 amino acids. The record is from RefSeq and is a predicted model, not a curated record. The transcript has 8 exons. Gene Ontology annotation, molecular function: protein binding. Lineage: Eukaryota; Fungi; Ascomycota; Dothideomycetes; Pleosporales; Dothidotthiaceae.
AGAGACCUGCAUCACUCAGUUCAACACCCAACAUGGCAGACGUGUCGUUCAAGCAACUACUAACGGAUAUCAAGAGGCGAGUUCUCCGAUCUCGUAGUGACCUGCGGAACCGAUACAAUCAAGGUCAUUGUGAGCACACGCUUCGAGUUCGUCGGCCAAAUCUAUCAAACUUCCUGUUCGAAUACCAAGUAUUGAUGAAUCUAACGAAUGAUGGGGCCACUUCCAACAGAUGUUUACUCGCCCUCGUCGACAUCUUUAUAGCAAAGCAGCCGCGCAAUUGCAAUUCUCCUCCCGGUGGCUCCCGUUGCGCUCACUAUUCAUCAGACCGUUUGGUAUCCCCGCAUCGAUAUUGCGGAGAGCAGUGCAACUUCGACUGCAUCAAUUUCAAAGGCGACGAGUACGCCCCGUUGUAUGGUACAGCUGACCAGCUCCUCAUACAUACUGAGUAUAAGUUUCAACUUGCUUGUGCGGCUUAUUGGAACGAUCCAGAGUUUUCAGAGUCGGCCGACCACGCAUUCUGCACCACUCCUGACCACGACAAGGGCCUGCGCGAAAUCGUGUGCAAGACCAUUUCGGAGCAUAUGGUUCUCCUAAGGAAGCCCGAGAUCGAAGCACCCAUGGCGGAAUUCAAUGGAUUGGCGUUCAGACUCCUGAAGGAGAAGGCGGACAAGAAUGGUUGGCUAAACCUUGUAACAACGAUCACUCUCUUGUGCUAUCUUCUCCAACUUUCCAUCCGUGGAGUUAACCGCAAACAGUACUUGAAACCUUGGCAGCCACACACCGGGCACCUCACAGUCGCGAAACUUGUGGCGUGUCUUCCCCUCCACAAGUCUUUACUCAAUAUCCGCCACGGCAUUCUGUCUACGCCCAGAAUGGCAGAAUCUUCUGCGGAACGAGUAUUGAAACUGGUCAAAAAUUGUCUCACAUCAGGCGACUACUCCGACCUUAUAAUUACAUGCGGAAGCGAUGUCCACAAUGUCCACAAGAUGAUCGUCUGUACACAGGCAGACUUCUUUGCGCGAGCUGUCAAGUUUGGCGGAAAGGAGGCGGAAGAAAGUAGGGUUGAUCUUCCGGACGACGAGCCUGCCAUCAUUACCCUGCUUUUGCAGUAUCUCUAUGAGGGCGAAUACGAUCCGAACCACAUGGUCGCUCAGGAUUCCACGCUCAUCGCUUCACGGGGCGCUUCCAGCAUAGUUAUCAAUCGAGGCGAAAGACGCAGUUCGGAAUAUGGCGUUUACUAGUAUGAUUUCCCUCAUACUUGCAUCAUCGGCUGGAGGGAUGAAUGCGAUGCCUAUUCGCUUUGUCCUCAUCAUAUCUGUACUAUUCAAUGCGACUCCAAUUGCAAGGACUUCUACUGCAGCAAGUGUACACAGCCGUGCAUUCGAGGAUCUGCAGACCAACUCCUCAUUCACGCCAAGAUGUACGAGAUAACCGACAAAUACAACGUGGCAGGACUUAAGCACCUGUGCGAGGAGAAAUUUCGACGAAGCUGCGAAGCCUUUUGG